AGCAGCGGUACAUGUUCAUUUUGGGCAGAGAAGAGCUCAGCCAUCGCCGGGGUGCCAUUAAAGGACUACUACUGACUGUGUAAUGGUUGUCAGGGUCGCGGUGCUUCCCUCUCUGCUUGCACCGUAGCCCAGGCCAGUGUUUAAGCGGCUUUUUCUUCCCAAAAACCGCGUGUGUGUGUAUUCUAGCUGGCAGCUGGGACUUUCUGUGCUGGAUCGCUAUGGAUGUGCUAUGGAUGGCACCGCCGCUGCUGCUGCUGUUUCCACUCCUGAUGUGGACCAGCAGCACGUUUGUAUAUUAUUUCAAAAAGUGCUUUUAUGUCGCCUGGAUGAUGGUGUUGGCGCUGCUUGCAAUUCCCCUGUGUAUCCUUAAAAGCGGUGGCAGAGACGUUGAAAACAUGAGGGUUAUCCGCUCCUUGGUUCGCCAUGUCAAGUAUUUCCUGGGUCUCCGAUUUGAUGUGAGCGGUUGGGAACAUCUGCAGACAGAGGGUCCCUACGUCAUCAUCUCCAACCACCAGAGCUCCCUGGAUGUUUUGGGCCUGAUGGAGAUCUUGCCGGACCGCUGCACCAUGAUCGCCAAGAAGGAGUUGAUCUACGCCGGCACGGUGGGUCUCAUAUGCUGGCUAGGUGGCAUCGUCUUCAUCAACCGCAAGAAGACGAGCGACGCCAAGAGUGUGAUGAUUGACGCUGCCAAAACCAUGCUGGACGACCAGGUAAUGUGGAUGAUGUCACACCAGAACACCCUGGGAUUAGUGUUGAAGGAGGAUAUGUUUGAGUUUCAAUUCGUCUGUGGGUGUUUCCAGAGGGAACGAGGAAUCAGAAAGGCGACCUGCUGCCCUUCAAAAAAGGAGCUUUCCACCUGGCAGUGCAGGCACAAGUACCCAUCAUACCCGUUGUUUUCUCCUCCUACAGCAGCUUCUACCUACGGAAACAGAAGCAAUUCAAUUCGGGCACCAUCAGAUUGAGGAUCCUUCCAAAGAUCGAGACAAAGGGGCUGACGUGUGACGACAUCCCUUCCCUCUCCGACAAAUCAUUCAACCUGAUGCGCUCCUCCUUCCUCAGCAUCUCCAACUCCGUACCCCAGAGCAACGGGCCGUGCAAGCACUGAACAUUUACCUCGCUCCCGCCUCCUUCUUCUCCUCUGUCCCUCGUCUAAAAACCCAUCCCUUCUCCCCCAGACUUUCCCCCCCUCUCCCCUCCAGGUCGUCCCUCCACCUGGCCAGGAGACGACAUGACACAGUGGUGAAGUCUCCUCUUGUGUAGGCGACGGCCUGAACACACAGCACAGCCGGUCCCGACCCUCUGCGGGUCAGCAGCCGCGCUGCGCCGCGAGCGGAGUGACGGACGGCUGGGCCGGACAGUACAGAUGUAUGUUGUUCUUCAUGCAUGCCUUUUGGAUGGCUCUGUCCACCUCCAUCCACGCUUUCUCUCUGGCUUUGUGAGCCAGGCUUAAUUAUUUUAACGUCUUACUUUAUCACCAUUUUGUACUUUUUAUUUUUGGGCCUUUUUCCUCCACCUGCCUUCUGUUCAGCAGAUAAUCCUGGGCUUUUUUAUGUUCAGGGAAACCCACUUGUUCUUCUCAUACUGCAUUUAUUUGAGUUACCCUCCUGCUCACACUAAUUCAAAAGGACUUCAUCUCCUUUUAGUGUGUGUGUCCCCUUAUCUGCAUUCCAGUCUCUUGCCUAAAGACAAACGGAGCGGGGUCUCCUGCACUGGUGGAGUGUGCCGUGGUGAGAGGUCAACACCGGUCGGCUGAGAACUUCUUAAGUUCUGUCGCUAUGAAUUCAACUCUGAUCCCAUUGGCUUUCAAAUUCAAUCACCAAAAAACUCCUCGACAUACGUCAGAUAGCCGGGAAUUCAACCAUAGCACCCAUCUGUACUGGGUUACUGGACUUUAGUGGACUGAUCAGUUUCAGUGUUGUGCAUUGUGAGUGUAACAUUGUGCAUUUCUCUCCAAAAGAUUAGAAAUAACCAGGUGCAGAAUCGAGCAACAAGUGUCUUUGUCUCGCUGUGUUUUUGAUUUUUUAAUUUAUUUCUAAAUGGGAUAAUCUUGCUUUGUCUUUUUUUAUUAUUUUUAGAAGUGACUUUUGCUCCUCGGAAAGGAACUCACAGGUGAACCUAUUUAAAGAUGUGUCAAAAAGGGGAUUUCAGAUUGUGCAAUGUGCAACGUUUUCUUAGAAGUACUGCUCCAAAGUGCAAGCUACCGGCUGUGCCAUGACAAAGUGUUAUUGGAAAGUUUCCAAAGUUAAACCAUUAUUAUCUCGACUGAAUAUUCUGUCCUUCAGGGACUGAUUUCACUUUACCAAUGAUGUCAUUUCCCUUUACCGAUGAUACAAGGUAGCUCUUGUUGUAGGGAAAAGGGUAAAACUUUAGAAUUGGAAAUUAUUUUAGAUCUCAAGCUUUUUUUUUUUACAUUGUCUGAUUUUUAUUUGUUCUGAUUAACUUGAAGAUUCACUAAUUAUUAAUAAACCUGGCACACUUAGGUCUACAUCUCAGAAUGGUUUAAACUUUACCCACAAAAUGCCGAAUGACUCACUCCGUGUCACUUUAGAUUCUUGAAGAAAACGUCAGGAGUCCAAUGUUUAUUUUGUUCUAUAAUUCAAGGUGACAUGGGGUGAGUCGUUUGAAUCAGAAUGGUGAUUUCGUAGGGGAGGUAUUCCCUUAAGGUUUGUCCCCAUAUUCGUUUUUAUCCAUACUGUAUGAAGGUGAUAGCCUCGUUUUAGGUGUGAUGUUCUGAUUCAGUUAUUACUUAACCUCGUAGAAGGAUAUUAGAAUAUUUUAAAAGCUGAUGUUGGCCUUAAGUUUGAUUUUUCUUGUUGUUGCACCUUUUGGAUUGUUGAGCUCAAUGUAUGUAUGCUCAAAUUCUGUUUUAUAUCAUGUGCUGACGAUGACCGCUAUCCGCAUAGAACCGACUAAACUGUUUUGGUUUACAUCCAGGUCUUACAUUUUACUUUGCUCACUGCCUUUACACUGUUUCCUAAAUCAUUUGGCCAUCAAACCCCAUCUGAGAAUGUAUUUCAGCAUUCAGGAUAUUAGCGUACAACAAAUAGCAUCUUAAUGUUUUAUCUAUUUCCUAUGUAUUACCAUGGGAUGUUGUCUGGUAUGGAGGAGGUUUAUGGGUGAUUGUGAAACCUUUUUUAAGAUCUGACCAAAAGUGAUUUAUUUUUUGUUUGUUUAGCUCUGAGAAUCUCAGAAUUCUGACUUUUGUUCUCAGACCUAAACAAUAAAUACAAAUAAUUACUUUUUUUCUUCUGAAAAUCUCUUUUUUGUAACCCUGAGGUUAAGGUCAGAAAUUUGAAAAAGAGACUUGUGUGUAUAUAUAUAUAUAUAUAUAUAUAUAUAUAUAUAUAUUUGUUUUUUUAUUAAUAGAAAAUAUGAAUAAUCUGAGAAAAAAGUCAGAAUUCAGAAUUCCUGAUUUCUUUUUUGUGAAAAUCUCAGAAUCAAGUUUUUUUUCUCUGAAUUUUGACUUUUUUUUCUUUUGGUCAGAUCUCCAAAUGAAAUUCACAUGUGGCCCUAAUCCUGGGCAGUGGGCGUCACAUCUAUUCACAUUUAUUUUGUAUUAUUUGACCAUUUAAUGUUAAAUUUAUUCAGAUGUUUUUGUGCUGAGUCCAAAUUUACCAAACGUUACUAAGCCUGUACGCUCACAGGGGAGAGCAACAUGCCUGCUGUGCUCGGCUUUAAGUACACAUGACGGUAAGGGUUUCAUUUAAUUUCAAGGCCAGUAUAGUAUAUAUAUCCCCCCUAUUAAUACUGAUUGAUUUCUUUUAUUAGUUUAAACAUAUUUAUGGAGUUUAAUCUGCAGAUUUGACCUUUUGCAGCAAGUGGUUUGAAUGUUAUAAAGUACUCUACCAAAAUGGAUUUCUUCCAAAAUAUGAACUAUACCAUAAACAUUUAGCUAAAAGAGUGUUUAUCCAUUUUAUUUCCUGUUCAUUUCUUUGUUAUUUUGUAAUACAGAUGUGUGAUUUCUAAGCUUUGUGUCAUGAGCUUGAACUUGUGGCGAGUUUCUCUGCAGCGACCCUGCUGGUAGAAAUGUUGGGCAGUUGUUUACGAACACAGAUACUGUAAGAUAACAAAUAUUCUAAGUAGUAUUCUAAACCUUAAUAAAGCACUUUUAAUGCUGAGUUUGGGUGGAAAAAUAAAACAAGGACUUCAACUUUUCUCUGAUUUUCACCAAAGCUAUUAAAAGUGUAAUUGGUUGUUGCUUUAGAUGGAUAUGAGAAACAUCUGACAUCCUGCAGAGGCUUGUGUGUGUGUGUGGUCCUUUACUGUAUGUGUGUGUGUUAUUAUGCACACCUGGUAUAGACGCCCAUUACAGUAUAUGGUUAAUAUUCAUAAUAGAGUUUUCUUGAGUUCACUUAUUCUGGGUAAACGUGAAUGCCUUGCAAAAGAAUAAAUAAAAUGAUUCUUUUUUUCUUAA
Eleginops maclovinus (Patagonian blennie) is the source of this 4414-nucleotide messenger RNA. RefSeq names its product 1-acylglycerol-3-phosphate O-acyltransferase 2 (lysophosphatidic acid acyltransferase, beta) (gene agpat2). Lineage: Eukaryota; Metazoa; Chordata; Actinopteri; Perciformes; Eleginopidae. Gene Ontology annotation, biological process: phosphatidic acid biosynthetic process. Gene Ontology annotation, molecular function: 1-acylglycerol-3-phosphate O-acyltransferase activity. The coding region runs from base 219 to 962 and encodes 247 amino acids. Gene Ontology annotation, cellular component: endoplasmic reticulum; membrane. The record is from RefSeq and is a predicted model, not a curated record. The transcript is spliced from 6 exons.